Manduca sexta (tobacco hornworm) is the source of this 611-nucleotide messenger RNA. Its product is annotated as 10 kDa heat shock protein, mitochondrial. Gene Ontology annotation, molecular function: ATP binding; protein folding chaperone; metal ion binding. Gene Ontology annotation, cellular component: mitochondrial matrix. The transcript has a single exon. Bases 147 to 458 code for a protein of 103 amino acids. Lineage: Eukaryota; Metazoa; Arthropoda; Insecta; Lepidoptera; Sphingidae. The record is from RefSeq and is a predicted model, not a curated record.
GGGUGAAAUUUCGAGUUUUGACAAUCGCGAUUCUCGAACAAGUCGCUAGAUUUGAUAGCCGGCAGAACUCGAAUAUUCUAGACUCAAGAAAAGAGGCAUUUCGCGCGUCUUCAAUUGUUUUAUUGCAUUCCUGAAAUAAAUACACAAUGUCCAGCGCUGUAAAACGACUUAUCCCUCUUUUGGAUCGUGUUCUCAUCAAGAGAGCCGAAGCAGUUACUAAAACAGCGGGAGGCAUCGUGAUCCCAGAGAAGGCACAGUCGAAAGUUCUACAUGGUGAAGUGGUAGCUGUAGGACCCGGAGCAAGAAAGGAAAAUGGAGAUUUUGUCCCAGUUUUAGUGAAGGUCGGUGACAAAGUCUUACUGCCUGAGUACGGUGGAACCAAAGUAGCCCUAGAAAAUGACGACAAGGAGUACCACCUCUUCAGAGAAUCCGACAUUUUGGCCAAGAUCGAAAACUGAGUUUAGUACCGAGUAGCUUUAAAUUUGCGUGAUUCAGAUUCUUUUAGUUUUAGUUACUGUAGUGUAUGAACAUGAUGUGAUUGUGUAAUAUGUUAAUGAGGUAUUGAAUAUUAUCUCUCUUGCAUUUCUUAUUAUAAUAUUGUUAUAAAAGUA